GUAAUCAGCAUACAUAAGCGUGUUGAACAAUUCAAAAUAAAUAAAAGUAAACUCCAUUGAGGGGAAGAAGCGAAUAAGAGCUCUGUGGUGAGCUGACAACAUCAACCCUGUGGGGUCUGAAUGGAUCAUUUAACUGACAUAGCAAGACAAUUCGCUUAUUUUUCUUUAUUAAUAUUUUUUUUAUUUUUGCAAAAACAAAAAUAAAAAACAAAAAACGAAGCCAUCUUUGCGUCAAAUCAUCAAAGAACGUAAUAACCAUGAACCACUAUGCACAAUUCUCGCGGUCUUUCCACAUGAAAACGCACAAGUUUGGCUUUCCGCCGAGAAAGUAAAAGCUCUGCUUCCUAUGGGCCCAUAUUGCUUCGCGUGACGUAACGUCAAGGCGAGAACGUGUUGUUUCCGCAGAGCUGAGACAUUCACUUUAUGCAAGCCUCCACCUGACCGGACACCCGUGCACAGCUCAGCACUGAAGAAGCAGCACCUGAGUCCCACAGGAAUUUGUUACGUGACACCAGAAGAACAGGUGUAACAGGUGAACAGGUGCGACAAACAACUUGUUUGCUUUCCGAAACAAAAACACCGAGCUGCAGAGAUCCGGAACGUUCGCAAGUAAAAUAAAAGAACCAUGUCUGCUGUCUACCUUCUCCUCCUGCUGGUCCCCACAAUCUCGGCUCAGACUUUUCGCUUUGGUGCCUGCCCUACUCCGAAGGUGCAGUCUAACUUCAGCCUUCAGCUGUACCUGGAUAAGUGGUAUGAGAUUGAGAAGCUGCCCGCUUCUUUUGCCCGAGGACAGUGCAUUGAAGCGAAUUAUUCCGUAAGGAAAGAUGGGACCAUCCGAGUGUUGAACUCUCAGGUUGUGGGUGGUAAAAGGGAGUUUUUAGAAGGGACAGCUGUGGUUCCAGACCCACACGAACCAGCUAAGCUUGGAGUCGCCUUCUCAUAUUUUACACCCUAUAGCCCAUACUGGGUGCUGGAGACAAACUACACCAACUACACCAUUGUGUACUCCUGCACAGACAUUCUGCGCAUAUUCCAUGUUUACUACGCCUGGAUUCUCGCACGGUCACCCUCCCUGCCUCCAGAGACGGUGCAUUAUGCCAAACAGUUGCUGACUGAUGAAGGAAUCAAUAUUUCCAAGAUGACUCCCACAUAUCAGAACUGUGGAAAUAUUUAGGAACUGACAGAGAGGUUCAUUCAUUAAAGAGUUUUUCUGUUUGUAGAACUAAUUAUUUAUCAUACCAGCCAUGAAAUCACAAAAUGUUUGUUACAUUGUUGUUUCCUUUUAUUUAAUUGAUUUCUUUUUUCAUUAUUGUUUUCAUCAUUUUAUAUUUUUCAUUUGAUUACAAAGUGAAUUGAUUAAAGUAAUAUUUUGAAAUAAAGUUCAUUUGAGAAUUAAAAAAUUUAUAUAGUACAUGUUCUUAAAAAGAAUAAAAUACUACAUCAGUAAAAAGUGAUUGUCUUGCAUACUAAUUAGUCAGUGAAAAUAGCAACAUUGUUUUAUCUAAAGUGCAUCUUUUAUUAUUUGCAACAAUGAGCAAAUCAAGCUGUUCUUGGUGAUGGACCAAAAAAGAAACUGUGGAACUGUUCUACUUAAAUUAGAGCUACUUUUUUCAUUUGAACUGGAAAUAAUCCAUUGAACAUACAGUCGUGACUCACAGCGAUGUAAUAAAUCUUUCUCUGUGCAACUUUAAAUACUGAUGAAAUUAAUCAGAAUUCACUGAUGAGUGGGUGACAACAUCAACACUGUGCAGUGAAAAAGAAGGUGAAAAAGUAAGUGUACUCCUACUGUGACUUACUGUACUCUUACAGGGUCUUCUCAGGGGUGGCAAAUUCACUCCGUUGCUCAGAGAAAUUGCAAAAAACCCAAGAGCUACAAUUCAAAUUCUACGGGCCGCUUGUUGUCGCGUCGUUAGCGUCCACACCCUCAUUCUGUACUGUGUGUUUUGUCUGCCAGCCUGUCUGUUUAGUUUAUGGUAUUUUCAGUUUAGUUAUGGUAUUCAGCAAUAAAGCUUCUAGUCUA
Molecule: messenger RNA, 2020 nt
Organism: Oreochromis niloticus (Nile tilapia)
Lineage: Eukaryota; Metazoa; Chordata; Actinopteri; Cichliformes; Cichlidae
Product: apolipoprotein D
Exons: 6
Coding region: 626-1174 (182 amino acids)
Biological process (GO): lipid metabolic process; brain development; tissue regeneration
Cellular component (GO): cytoplasm
Molecular function (GO): lipid binding
Source: RefSeq, a predicted model, not a curated record